AUGCAGCUCAUUGUCUUCAUGAUUAUGCUGCUCUUCAGCUUUGCGCUCGCCGCUCCGACUAUAACGACUUCACGCGGUGUGACGGAAACAGAAUACGAGCUUGUGGGCUCUCCUAUCAAGAUUUUAUUUGACUAUCUAGAAACUAACUCGAUCAUGGAAAAGCCCGAUGUGAGUGAGAUGAAGCAUGAAGCGAUGCUCAACGCGAUGUUGAGUGCUUACAAUGAACCUAAAAAGAGUGUUCUUGAUGUAAGUCACGAUCUCAAGUGA
Messenger RNA from Penicillium griseofulvum, 267 nucleotides. RefSeq lists its product as uncharacterized. The transcript is spliced from 7 exons. The coding region runs from base 1 to 267 and encodes 88 amino acids. NCBI's taxonomy places the organism in Eukaryota, Fungi, Ascomycota, Eurotiomycetes, Eurotiales, Aspergillaceae. The record is from RefSeq and is a predicted model, not a curated record.